CAGGCUGAUAGGCCAACAAUCAAGAUACAUUCGUUGGCCGAUAAACAUCGGUAUUCCUGUGUUAGGCAAGAGUGAUUUUAAGCUUACAAAGAAAAAAAGCAAUCUUACAAAGUGACAUCAUGUCUAAAAUCUUCGUUGUCUGUGCUGUGGUUUUCUUGGCCAGCCUGAACUGGACCAGUGCACUUCCAGUUAAGGACCAGGAUGUUGAGGAUUUGAUGUACAAACUGCAACAACUGAAACAGUUGAACGAUGCUUUUCCGAAUACUCAAUCAAAUCUGAAGAAUCAAUAUGGUGAAAAAGAAGUAAGCUCGCCAAAACCUAAACGCUCAUUGAAUAACUCAGACCGUCGCACAUUGCUAUACAACUAUUAUGCACGUGGAUUGGCUCCGAUGUAUGAUAAGCGUAAUUUUGAUGAAAUCGAUAGAUACUCAAAGUUUAGCGGUAAAAGAAACAUUGACUUUAUGGAUCAAUUUGAUAAAGUAAGUCAAGUUAAGCGUAACUUUGAUGAAAUUGAUCGAUGGGCUGGCUUCAACUCACGGCUGAAUCAUGACAGAAAUAUGGUGGACUACGUGAAACGAAACUUCGAUGAGAUUGAUCGGUACGGAAAAUUUAACAAACGUCCUUUUCGAGAAGUUGAAGAAUUAGGGGGACCUGUUAAGCAAGCUAGCAGCCUGGGUGAUGAAAUGGCCGUUAUCAAUGAAUAUUCGCAGUAAAAGAUAAUUUUGAUAUGUUGAUCAAAAAGUUAAAAAAAGGAAAUGGCAAGAAAUACAUUCAUAGACGCAAAUACGUCUUUGUAAGGAGAGACGUAAUACAAUCAAUUAGGCUACUGUUUCAAGUAACAUCAGCUAGGACUCCAUUUCAGAAGUAAAUUACUGUGCAAGACUAUUGUACUUUACAGGUAAAUUAUAUCCACUGGAUGAAUUAAACAAGAUAGUUUAGAGAUUGUUUAUGCUAGAAUUCAAAGAAGGUUACUUCUUCUGUAAACUAAACAAAUUAAUAAAAUGAGUAAAUUAAACACAA
Messenger RNA from Culex quinquefasciatus (southern house mosquito), 1020 nucleotides. RefSeq lists its product as uncharacterized. NCBI's taxonomy places the organism in Eukaryota, Metazoa, Arthropoda, Insecta, Diptera, Culicidae. Bases 120 to 713 code for a protein of 197 amino acids. The record is from RefSeq and is a predicted model, not a curated record. The transcript has 4 exons.